Molecule: messenger RNA, 5160 nt
Organism: Sphenostylis stenocarpa
Lineage: Eukaryota; Viridiplantae; Streptophyta; Magnoliopsida; Fabales; Fabaceae
Source: the annotation of a GenBank genome assembly
AUGCCCCUUGAAAUUCGUCAAUGGAUUCGUGGAGGAGAUGAACCGGAAGGUGAAAAGAUUGUCGCUGAAAACUUUCAAAGAAUCAUUGACACUCGAAAAGUUUCAAGAGGAAUUGGUGAGUUAGUAUACCGGUUUGGAGAGAUGAGUUUUUCAAGAGAAGUUGCGCACCCAAUAUUUCAAAUAGAUAAUCUGCCUCCAAGCAUGGACUCUUUGGGGCCUUUUGGCAAAGUUGUCGAAAGAGUGAUUGAUUCUGUAUGGGACCAUGUUGUUCGGCAAGUGACUUACAUCCUCCAUUACAAGCAAAAUGUUGUUGAACUGAAACAUAGUGUUAAGGAUCUCAGAUUGGAAAAGGAGAGGAUAGAUCAUCAACGCGAUGCGGCUGAGAAAAAUCUACACAACAUUGAAGGUAAGGUUACAGAAUGGGUUCAACAAGUGAGUGAAUUUGAGAGUACAGUGGAGGAGUUUGAGAACGAUGAAGGCCACAAAAGGGCCCGGUCGCCCAAUUGUUAUGUUUUUUCUUACUUGCGGAAUAGACACAGGUUAGGCAGACAAGCGAAGAAGAUGGCAGUGGAUGUUAAAAAGCUAAAAGAUGAGUCCCCCAAAUUUGAUGAAGUUGCCUAUCGGCAAAAUGUAACAUCUAAUGAUGCCACGUUGUCUAAUGCUGGAUUUGUAGAAUUUGGUUCUACAAAAUCCACAAUGGAAAAGGUAAUGAGACAUCUUGAAGAUUCCAGUGUGCGAAUGAUUGGAUUGUAUGGGCCAGGUGGUGUGGGUAAGACCACUUUAAUCAAAGAAAUUGCUAGGAAAGCUAAAGAUAAUAAGUUGUUUGAUAGGGUUGCUAGAGUAGAAAUAACAGCCAAUCCUAAUCCACAAAAAAUUCAGGAAGAAAUUGCUUACGUGUUAGGAUUGAGAUUGGAAGGAGAAGGUCAAAAUGUGAGAGCUGAUUGUCUAAGGAGGAGGUUAAAGAGAGAGAAGGGAAACAUCCUUUUAAUCUUGGAUGACCUUUGGGACAAAUUAGAUCUAAACAAGUUAGGGAUUCCACUUGAUGAUGACCAGGAUGAUGAUUUAAGCAAUAAUAACAAGGAUUAUGAUAAGGAUCGCAAAGUGUUGAAAAAAGAAAAAAUCCUUCAUGAUCACAAGGGGUGCAAACUUUUGCUAAUUUCACGGAAUAGAAAAGUAUUGCAUGAAGAAAUGGAUGUAAAGUCGAUUUUUUGUCUAAAGGAAUUAGAUGAGAAGGAUGCUUUGAUGCUGUUUCAAAAGGUGGCUAAAAUACCUAAUGAAAUGUCUGUCUCUAAACAAGAAAUUGUGAAGAAGUAUUGUGCAGGAUUACCCAUGGCAAUAGUUACAGUUGCAAGGGCAUUAAGAAACAAGAGUGAGUCAGUAUGGGAAGCAACACUAGAACAACUUAAAAAGCAAGAAUUGGUGGGAGUGCAGACAUCGAUGGAUAUUUCAGUGAAGAUGAGUUAUGACCAUCUAGAGAAUGAUGAGAUGAAGUCCAUUCUCUUAGUUUGUGCUCAAAUGGGCCAUCAAGCACUAAUUAUGGACUUGGUGAAGUAUUGUUUUGGUUUGGGUAUACUUGAAGGGGUCUACUCGAUUAGGGAAGCUCGGGAGAAAAUUGAUAGAUCUAUCCAAAUGUUGAAAGACUCAGGAUUAGUGUUGGACGGAAGUUCUAAUAUUCAUUUCAACAUGCAUGACUUGGUUAGAGAUGCUGCUUUGUCUAUAGCACACAAGGAUAGAAAUGUUUUUACUCUAAGAAAUGGCAAACUAGAUUAUUGGCCUGAACUCGAGAGGUUCACUUCUAUUUCUGUAUGCGACACUGAUAUCAUUGACGGGCUUCCUAGAGUCAUAAGUUGUUCUCAACUUCAAUUUUUCCAAAUAAACACUAUUGAUCCAUCUUUGCAAAUACCCGACAGUUUUUUUGGAGAAAUGAAAAAUCUCAGAGUUUUAAUAUUGACUGGGUUUCAUCUAUUAAACUUACCAUCUUCCAUUGAAUUCCUAUUACAGCUCAGAAUGCUUUGUUUGGAGCGAUGCACUUUACCUGACGACUUAUCUAAAGUAGGAGAGUUGAAGAAAAUAAGAAUUCUCAGCUUCUCUGGAUCUCAACUAAAAAAAUUGCCACCUGAGUUAAGGGAAUUGGAUAAGUUACAACUGCUAGACAUUAGCGAUUGUUCCAAACUAGAGAUUAUUCCGCCUAAUAUAAUAUCUAGUUUGACACGUUUAGAAGAGUUAUAUAUAAGAAAGAGCUUGAUCAAAAUGUUGGUGGAAGUAGAGACAAACAAAGUUCAAGAUUUGUUUCUUUCUGAGUUGAAGAGUUUGCAUGAGUUGAAAGUGGUGGACUUAAGCAUCCCAUGUGCUUCAGAUUUGCCAAAUCACUUGUUCUUUGACAAGUUAAAAGAUUACAAGAUUGUGAUUGGAGACUUGGAAAUGUUUUCUGUUGAAGACUUUAGGAUGCCCAGUAAGUAUGAAUCAUUCAGAGUUUUAGCAUUGCAACUAAAGGAUAACACUAACAUUCACUCCCUGAAAGGCAUAAAAUUGUUGUUUAAAACCGUGCAAAUUUUGUUGUUGGGAAAGGUAGAUGGUGUUCAAAAUGUUGUCAACGAGUUGAAUACAGAGGGAUUUCCAGAUCUAAAACACUUAUUCAUCACAAAUAACAAUGACAUCAAGUAUGUCACUUCAACAGAAUUGUCUAAUUGUGUGAAUGUCUUUUUUCCCAAUUUGGAAUCUCUAUGCCUCUACAAUCUAAGGAGUCUAGAGAUGAUAUGUUACGGUCCUAUUACAGUUGCGUCAUUCACCAAAUUAAAAACCAUCAAGGUCGAGAGUUGUUACCAUUUGAAGAAUCUCUUCCUCCUUUACGUGGAUAAAUUUCUUACUAGUCCAGAAAUGUAUGAAAUUUGUGAAUGUAAAUCUGAGAUGGAUAAAUUUCUUGCUAGUCUAGAAACAAUUGAGGUUUCUGAAUGUAAAUCCUUAAAGGAGAUCCUUCAAAUACCAGAGGAUUAUGGUAAGAUUGAGUUUCUUGAGUUGAGCACUUUGACACUCCAGUCGUUACCAUCAUUUACAAGUUUUUAUACCAAAGUUGGGGCUCAAAAAACUAGUGUGCAAAGGGACAAGGCGCCUCCUCUGUUUGGUGAACUGGUUGUAAUUCCAAACUUAGAGAGCUUGAAUUUAUCUUUGAAGAAGCUGAAAAGCCUCAUCAUAAGUGAGUGUCCGAAUAUGAAGAAGAUACUUGAAACUGAAGGAAAUAGUGGAAACAAGGUCUGCAUCUUCCCUAAAUUGGAGGAAUUCCAGCUUAGCAAAAUGAAUAGUUUAACAGAUAUGUGGCAAACGAAGGUUAGCGUUGAUUCAUUUUCUAGUCUCAUUUCUGUGCACAUAGUUGAAUGCAAUAAACUAGACAAGAUUUUUCCAAGUCACAUGGAAGGAUGGUUUGAAAGUUUGGAAAACUUGAAAGUUUCUGAUUGCAAGUCGGUGGAAGUGAUUUUUGAAAUCAAAGAUUCUCAAGAAAUAGAUCCAUCUGGUGGGAUAGACACAAAUUUGCAGCUUAUUCUUCUGGAGUAUCUCCCAAAGUUGAAGCAAUUAUGGAGCAAAGAUCCAGAAGGAAUUCUGAACUUUAAAACACUGCGAACUGUAGAUGUAAAACAUUGUGAUGAAUUGAGGAAUUUGUUUCCAGCUUCUGUGGCCAAAGACUUUCCUAAGCUUGAACGUAUGUCAGCAUUGUUUUGUGGGAAAAUGGUGGGAAUUGUUGCAAGUGAAGAUGCAUCAGAAACUAACAAAGAUCGAUUGGUGUUUCCUGAAUUGACCUGCAUGAAAUUAUAUUAUCUAUCAAACAUCAAGAGUUUCUACGAAGGGAGACAUCCUAUAAAGUGCCCAAAGUUGAAGGAGUUGACCGUGGUCGGGUGUCACAAGCUUAAAAUAUUUUCCACAGAAACAAGUAAAACAACAAAUGAAGGACACAAAUUUGUGCUGUCAGCUGAAAAGGUAUUCCCCAAAUUGGAGUAUCUGGAAAUUGACAUGGAAGAAGCGCAAAGGUGGUUAUCUUUGAACUACCAAAUGCACCGUUUAAAAGAGUUUCAUUUGAGCUCAGUAGAAAGUGUCCAUCUCCUCUACCAAUUUCUGUACAGAAUGCCAAAUCUAGAAAACUUAUACUUGACUGAGGACCAUCGUGAAGUGUUAGUGCCAACUGCAAACAGUGCACCACAACAAAUAUUGGGAACCGUAAUACAGCUCAAGCAAUUGUUUUUGUAUUGGUCAGAUGUAAAGGAUCUAGGAUUUGAACGAGACCAAGUUCUUCAGAGACUCGAGCUUUUGAGCUUACAAGGUUGCCAGCAAUUGUGCAAUUUAGCUCCUCCCGCUGUAUCACUGGCUUACUUAACAUCUUUGGAACUGAAUUAUUGUCCGGGAUUAAAGAAUUUAAUGGCAUCCUCGACUGCCCAAAGCAUGGUUCAACUCAAGACCAUGAAGGUAAUCUAUUGUGGUGAAGUAGAGCAAAUAGUAACAAAUGAAGGAAGUGAAGAGAUGAAAAUUGUAUUUGGCAAAUUGAUUACUAUAGAACUUGCGUUGCUAAAUAAACUCGCAAGUUUUUGCAGUUGCAAUAACUGUAAGUUUGAAUUCCCAACAUUGGAAAUAUUGAUCAUAAGAGAAUGCCCCAAGAUGAAAACAUUCACUGAGGGUUCCUCAACAACACCAAAGUUAGAAAGUAUAUUCGGUGUUGAAGGAGAGGAAAAAUCGAAAUGGCAGUGGGAAGGUGACUUGAAUGCCACCGUACAAAAAGUUUUCAAUGAUAAGCUCACUUUCAUCACGUACACUCAGGAGGGUCUGUUUCUUCGGGCUCAUAAUGAAUUUAUCAUAAAAGAAGUAUGGCUCGGCACUCACUCGGUGCAGCAGAACAGCUUUCGCCGUUUGAAAAGUUUGAAUGCAUGGGGAUGGACUACUCUGGUGCAUGUAAUUCCAUCUCAUUUACUUUCUUGCUUUCAGAAUUUGGAAAUAUUAACAGUAAAAAGUUGCAGUUCAGCACAGGUCAUAUUUAAUAUAAAUGAUGAGAACAGGAAAGCUUCGGGAAUAAGCCGUUUGAAAAAGUUGGCUUUAUAUGAUCUACCAAAACUAGAGCAUGUAUGGGAUAAGGAUCCUGAGGGAGUUAUUGACCUUCAAAUGCUAAACUAUGAGUGUUGA